AAAAUGUCUGCGCCCAUAGUUUAGUCUCGCGUCGCUGUGUAUUUACACGCAGUUUUAUGUUGUAUUAGUGAUAUCAUUUGAUAAUCGGUUCACGAACAUUAUGAACGCUAAUUGUGUAAGAAGGAUUAUAUUAAAUGCAGCCAAACAGUAUUCAAACAUAAAGGCUGGGCAGAUGAUUACACAGUCUGCAAGAAAUAUCACUAGAUGUCCUUCCACAGUAUCCAGAAUAUUGGGAAUUGGAUCUGGAAUCUCCAUAUAUGCAGCACUUGCAGUUAAACCAGAUGAAUCUGAGAGUAAGACGAGCACAUCUAAAUUACCUGAUAUUGAUGCUAGCAGUUUGACUCAUACAAGUAUAAUAAAGAAUGCCACAUCCCUGACUGUGAAUGCUGCUUCCACUUUGUUAUCACAGACCACACUAGCACUUAUUGAAACAUUGCAGGACUAUGCAAAGGAAAUGUACACCUUGAUGUCUUUAAUGGACCAUCAAAUUAUGAUGUUAGCAAAUGAAUUUGAACAAGAAAAAGUGGGGAUGUUGAUGAUAGAGGUCAGAGGUGAAAUAGAAACCAAGAGAUUACAAGUGGAGCAACUUGAGUCUAUGUUACACUUUGCUGUUAAAGUGAUGGAAUCCACUAUGCAAGCUGCAUUUCAAUCAGGGUGUGAUGCUGCAGCUAUACUAGCAAGUGAGAGAAUCCAACAAGCCGAAAUGCAAGUUGAAUCAGCGAGGAAAAUUGCCAAAAAUGCGCUUGAAAACCUGACAGAGAAACAAAAACAUUCAAUAGAAGCUACUGCCAAACAUGAAAAGGAAAAACAAAAACAGCAAACACAGAAAGAUGAUGAUUGAGAACUUUAUAGAUUUUUUAUGAUUAUGUCAAAUCAAUUGUGUGUGUCACAGAUAUGGUAAUAAUACUGCCAGGGAUAAUCAAGAAAUAAAAAGUUAGUACUUUAGAAAAACUA
Messenger RNA from Saccoglossus kowalevskii, 954 nucleotides. Its product is annotated as diablo IAP-binding mitochondrial protein-like. The record is from RefSeq and is a predicted model, not a curated record. Gene Ontology annotation, biological process: intrinsic apoptotic signaling pathway in response to oxidative stress; neuron apoptotic process. NCBI's taxonomy places the organism in Eukaryota, Metazoa, Hemichordata, Enteropneusta, Harrimaniidae. Gene Ontology annotation, cellular component: mitochondrion.